Messenger RNA from Phytophthora sojae, 351 nucleotides. RefSeq lists its product as hypothetical. The record is from RefSeq and is a predicted model, not a curated record. NCBI's taxonomy places the organism in Eukaryota, Oomycota, Peronosporomycetes, Peronosporales, Peronosporaceae. The transcript has a single exon. The annotation marks the transcript as partial.
AAGCGGCAAAAAAAAGCGAGCUGCGCCAAGUCAACGCCUGGAAUGAAGUACAAAACGGAAUCAGAUGCAAUGGACGUGCUUGUUACGCUUGUUGGGAGAAUUGCAGCAGCCCGAGAGGCAGAGGUUGCGCUCGGAAGAGAGCAGGAACAAGAGGUAUCCGUUCGAAUUCGCGCCGAGCACCACAAAAUGCUCGACGACAUUCGCAAGCGCAUUAGUGAGAUUGAAUGCGAAAUGAGCUCCGCCGCUAGCCCGAUUAAACUUCGACUGCAGGGAGAUUUGAACUUUUUCCUCGAGGAGCGACACCGGAGCAUGGAUGACGUGCGUUCACUUGGACAAGGCCAGCUAGACUAG